CUCUUCUCCGCGAACCACAAGCUCAGCCGUUUUUCCCGCCAAAUUGACAAUUUCGAGGACAGCUCCGGCGCGCUUCAUCACGGGUCAUUGCCGCUUUAUUGCUGGCGCCGUCAAGCCCGACCACAUAUUAUAUUUUCUUCCAGAGCGGCAAGCGGCGAGCAGCAUUGCUUGUCUUGGCGAGAACCGCCGACGGCUAGAUUAACCACAGCGAAAGAGAUAGCGAAAUAGCGCCGCUCGCCGUUGAUGCGCGGCUGAAGCAAUGUCGCGCAAAGUAAAAGAGGCGCCUCGCGCCCCACCAGCACCCGCUGAGGGCGUCAGCAGCAGCAGAAGCAGCAGCAGCAGCAGCAGCAACAACAACAGCAACAGCAACAACUAUUGCGGCGGCGGCGGCGGAGGCGGCGGCGGAGGCGGUAGCACCUGGUUUGCGUUGAUGAUCAGCCAUGUCUCAUCUCUCACCCCCACGAGGUUACUCACCCUACCUAGAUUACUACUCACCCCCACACGCCUACAGCUACUAAACAGCACCACAUCACGCAGAAUAGGCGUUGGAAUCGCCGCUGCUCUCCUCUUGGCCCUCCUCCACCUCCUCCUCCUCCUCCUCUCCCCCAUCCCCUCCUCCUCCCCCUCUCCCCCCAUCCAAUCACCUUCCGUCCUGUCGGCACACGACCACGUUUUCAGCAGUGAUGCGCUUAGCAGCGAGCUCGGGCAGCAGAAAUUUGCCUCACGGGCAGCGUCGGGCAGGGAAGGGGAAGAUGACGUGCCUGAUGAUGCUUCGCUGUAUCCUGAUUUGGGCGAGAGUUUGCCUGUACUCCGUCGUCUAUACCAGCACAACCAGGAGGCCAUUCACUGGCUUGAGGGCAUGGACAGACGGCUAGAGAGGGACGCAGCACACCUCAACAGCGUGCUUGACCGAGCCAUACAGCAACUAAGCAAGGAGAGGGACCAAGCCGAGGCACAAGCAACAGUUAUCGACCAGACGACAGCAGACGCCCUGCUUGCUGCCACCAGUAUAGAGGAGGCAUCAGCUGCGCUGCAAGAAAUGCAGGCGACCACUGUUGACCUGGGGAAGCUGGCAGCGAGGGAGAGGGGGGAACGGGAUAAGGGGAAGGCAUCGGCCAACAGGGGGGGGACGGAGGGGAAGGAGGGGAAGAAGGGGAAGGAGGGGGAGGGGAAGGAGGGCAGCGGAGUGGGAAAAGGCGUAAGGGAGGAAGAUAAGAGUCCUCUGGUGGAGUGUUUGCGGAUGUAUACUCGGGCACAGGGCCUCGAGAAGAGGUUCCACGCAGCCCUGCAGGUGUACCAGCAGCACGACAGGGAGCUCGCCAUGCGCCAGUUCAUGCUGGCACGGCUCAAAGACCUGGACGGCUACCGCCCGCUGCUGAGGGAGCUGGGGAUCACUGCCGCCCAGGCGGACGCCACAGCAGAGGCUAUGGACGGCAAAAACUCCAGCAAGAAGCGGCUGCAAGCCUUUCUGAUGUGGUAUCCGCUCGUCUCCUCCUGGUUCGAUCGCGAGGGGCCCGACCACCCAUCCGCAUCAGCAUUUGUGGCCAACGCACAAUCCGAUCGCGACGCCAGCCUGGCACGAGCCACGUCAGCAUCAUCCGCCCUACGGGGUUUCCAAGAAAGGCUUCUUGGGGAUUGUGGGCUGCGGUUACCACACAGUAACUGGACGGCACAACAGGACGAAGUUUUGGCUCGGUUUCACACUGUAGCUGCCGCAGCUGGUGCCGAGCCUCAGUGCAUGGAUUGGGAUAAGCUCGAUCCUGGGUAUGUGGAUCGGCCGGGCCUGGAGGCCCCGCCAUACGUCUGGCAAAAGGAUCCAGACCUGUUUCCGGACCAGUACCCGGAGGUUCGGGCGCAUUUCACCUUCUUACUUCGGUAUUACGGGGCUCCUGAGCAGGUAAAACUGUUGGUGGAUCGGUUAUACGGGUGUACAAAUGGGAUGCUGGGCACCGGAAAAUUGCCGGGAGUUCGGGCAGAGUUACUUGUAAAUGUUUUUGAGCCGGAAAAGACUCUCGGGCAGUGGAUGGACAUGUGGAAAGAAACUGAUCCAGGGAUUUUUGUCGUCCCGGUAUUACCCCAUUCGGUCGACGAUUCCCGGGGGUAUAAUGAGUUGGCAUGGAUGGCAAGAGGUGACCUGCUAGUGCUGCUACAGGACGACUCCUUGCCGCCCGAGAGCUGCGAUUGGUUGCAGGAUCUGCUCUCGGCGUUUUCCGCAUGGCCCCGGCUCGGAAUGGUCGGCUAUCGGACGGACAACAUGACGAACCUCGCCGCCCCGACAGCUGGCAAAUUCGCUCGUUUCUGGGCGGAUUUCGCUCGAGAGGAGGAUGAGGUGGAGGGUGGGGGGGAGGAGGAGAAGGGGAGAGAAGGGGCAGGUGAAACUACUGUAGGGGGAAGAGACACGGGAGGGGAAGCGACAAGGGAGAGGAGGGUAGGUGGAGUUAAGGGGAUGAAGAGGAAGGAUGUGGAGACGGGAGUGCGCAUGCAUUUCACAGGGCUGGUUACCGGGGUGCCGCUGGUGGUGCGGCGCAACGUGCUGAGGCGCCUGGGAGGAUUGGAUGAGGCGGACGCCAGGGAGGGGGAGGCGGCUAUUGUUUCGGACUGGCAUCUGGCAACAAGGGUGUGGCUGUCAGGGUACCAGGUUGCUCGCCUAUACCUUCGCAAGGGGACCUCUGGUGACGCUGGUGACUUUGAUCGCAUCUCACGAACUGGUUACCGCCGCGUAACAUAUCGCCCGAGUUUCCUUGAGAAGCCGGAUGCUGCUGUAGAUUAUGGCCAAUACGACGCGUUUUAUACAGAAUAUCACGAACAGAUAAAAACGGAGGUGAUAAGGCUGAAUUUUUUGCUCACUAAGUGAUUCUCAUUGUGGCUGGAGUACAUAGAAAAGCUUUUCAUAAAA
Messenger RNA from Closterium sp. NIES-67, 2896 nucleotides. The record is from the annotation of a GenBank genome assembly. Lineage: Eukaryota; Viridiplantae; Streptophyta; Zygnematophyceae; Desmidiales; Closteriaceae.